AUGUCUUCCAAUAAAAUUGGUCAGGAGGCAAAAAAGUUGGUCUCUCUUUUGGAGAAAUUUCCCAAAGAUAGAAUUCAACAUAAUGCAACCUUUAAAACAUCACAAAUAAUACGGUUUUGCAACAUUGGAGGAAUAGCUGUUCCCACAUCAGUCCUAAAGGAAGGAAGGAAAGAUGCUAACUCGACUAAAAGUACUACGAAGAUCGACGCAACGAAAAUAAAAGAAACACUUUCCUCAGAUAAAGACGAUGCUUAUCAAAAAGACUUAUUUACAAUAGAUAUUCUCAAUCAACAGUUUAAGUCUUUGAAGAACAUUGCCAAUUCGAAGUGGGAGAAGUAUUAUCAAAUAGACAAGAAAUUGUUGGAGCCAAAAGGAAAUCCAAAUUACUAUAACAGACUUUUAGGGGAUCUUGACAAAGGUGGAAAACAGAAGGAAGGUUUUUUGACGGCAUGGAGGACAAUUUUAACGGGCAAAUACUAA
Brettanomyces bruxellensis is the source of this 480-nucleotide messenger RNA. RefSeq lists its product as uncharacterized. Gene Ontology annotation, cellular component: mitochondrion; Cbp3p-Cbp6 complex. Lineage: Eukaryota; Fungi; Ascomycota; Pichiomycetes; Pichiales; Pichiaceae. The coding region runs from base 1 to 480 and encodes 159 amino acids. Gene Ontology annotation, molecular function: ribosome binding. The record is from RefSeq and is a predicted model, not a curated record. Gene Ontology annotation, biological process: mitochondrial respiratory chain complex III assembly. The transcript has a single exon.